Aethina tumida (small hive beetle) is the source of this 6039-nucleotide messenger RNA. Its product is annotated as dorsal-ventral patterning tolloid-like protein 1. The transcript is spliced from 15 exons. NCBI's taxonomy places the organism in Eukaryota, Metazoa, Arthropoda, Insecta, Coleoptera, Nitidulidae. The coding region runs from base 526 to 3075 and encodes 849 amino acids. Gene Ontology annotation, cellular component: plasma membrane. Gene Ontology annotation, molecular function: protein binding. The record is from RefSeq and is a predicted model, not a curated record.
UAGCGAUGUCACGAGGAGACUGGGCGGGGCGCGCCCGAACCCGUCGGCUCUCCUGACCCACACCGUUUACGUGGCCCCCCGUCGCGUGUGAUGAGUGCACCUUGCGUGGCGUCACCCCAACCGAUUGAUACUGAUGCCGCAACACAUACUCUCGUACCGAUGCCGCACGUUCUGCUGCCGCUGCUGCUGAUGCUGACGAUUUUUUAUUUUUGAAUAACGCCCGUUGUCGUAACGUCGUUCCCGUGGUUUUCGCCGACGCGAUCGUCUGGCGGGUGACCGUGUCCCACUGUGCUGCUGCCGCUGCUGCUGCUGCCGCUGCCGCUGAUCUCGUCUUCUGCGCUGUGUUUGUUGACUGUGUUCGCCGUGGCUACGUCUACGUUUCGUCCCUACGUCGGUUGGAUAAGAUGGCUGCCGCACAAUUCGCGGCCUUCGCCUCUUUCUGCACUUCCCAAGGGUGAAUUCGGAGGUUUGGGCCUAUCGUUUACCUCCCGCCCUUGCCCCCGACACUGACGAUAUGGACACAGUAUGGCCCCAGCAGCACACCGGCACACCUCAGGGAGAAGUCUUGUACUGUCGAUCCUUUGCCUCCAAGCUAUAUGUAUUCAGUUUACCAGUGAAUGCGACCAGACGUUCGUGAGCGCGGGCAAUCAGCAGAACGGGACCUUCCACGCACCCGAGUUCGUCAACACGAAGGGCCACUCGCGCCAGUGCAUCUACACCUUCCUGGCCGGUCCCGGCCAAAGGGUGGAGAUCCUGUUCACCCAUUUCGCGCUGCGCGGAACCCCGCCCGAUGGAGCUGCCGUGGGAGAUCUUCCUGCUUGCAUCCACGAGUAUAUGGACGUGUACUCGGAAGUCGUGCAUCCAGAAAGCGCGGAGCUGAUCAACAGCCCGUUCGGCGGACGGUACUGCGGCCCGAUACCGCCCCGUAGGCGCGUUUCCCUAUAUCGCGCGCUCGCCCUCAACUUCCACACCGACAAGAACGUCAGCACCGCGGACCUCUUCGCCGGCCGCUACACCUUCAUCAAUGACUCGGAAUAUGAGGUGGGAGUGCCGGUAACGAGCGGCGGUGGCGGCGGGCCCUGCAACUUCCUGGUGAAGGGCGCGACGAAGCCGACGGGUGUGAUCCUGUCGCCCACGUAUCCGGGCGCCUACCCGAAGGCGCUCAACUGCAACUACCAGUUCCUUGGCGGCCAGGGCGAGCGCAUACGGCUCGAGUUCCGGGACUUUGACCUCUUCUUCGGAGGACCUCAUUGUCCAUUCGACUACGUGAAAGUGUACGAUGGGCCGGACAACAGUUCGGCGGUGAUCGGCACGUACUGCGGCCAGCAACGUAACCUGGUGAUCUACUCGUCCGAGUCGUCGCUUCUCGUCACUUUCGUCACCCUCCCACGCACUGCCAACACUCAGAACAGAGGCUUCAAAGGCAUCUUCGAGUUCUCUAACUCUUUUACCAAAUUAGAUUUCAUAAGUAAAAACGAUGGUGUGCAUAUCCGCGGCACGGAAUGCGACCAAAAAAUCUUGAGCAAAAAGGAGUCAAGCGGCUUUGUCUUCAGUCCGAACUAUCCGUUCCCGUACAUGCCGAAACUGGUGUGCCGCUAUUUCAUCUACGGCAUGCAGGACGCACAGCACCUCGAACGCGUCAAGCUGGAGUUCCUUCUCUUCGAAAUACCAAAAGGCGCGAAGGGAGAUUGUUCAGACGGCUACUUGAAGAUCUACCUGAAGGGCCAGGAAACGACUGAUUCGUACGAUAAGUUCGAUCACGAGAUGUGCGGCGAAGAGAGCCGGCCAUCUGUCGUCGUGUCCGACGGUCCCCGGCUGGUGAUGGUCUUCAGUAGCGGUGAACUGAUGGGAAGAGGGUUCAAAGCCAACUACACAUUUGAGACUGAGUAUCGAAUUCCGGGCACGGCCUCCCCGGACGGCAGCUGCACGUUCACGUACCGCAGCACGUCGAAAAAGCGGGGCGAGUUUAACUCGCCCCGCUACCCCUCCAACUAUCCGAGCGACACCAACUGCACCUACCUCUUCCUGCCCACCAACAACGAGCAGGUCACGCUGGUCUUCGACAACUUCAAAGUCAGGGCCGACUCGGCCAACUCUACGAUUGGCUCCUAUGGAGUUCACAUUUGUCAAGAAGACUGGUUAGAAAUUUACAACGUGUACCGGGACGGCACCGAGAAAAUGGUCGGCAGGUAUUGCGGCAUGACGGCACCUGGUCCCAUCGAAUCCAAUCGGGGAGCGAUGGGCAUCAAGAUCGUGCUCCAUGCCGAUUCCGAAGGUGUUUACAGCGGUUUCCGAGCCAGAUACAGCUUCGAGAAUGCCAAGUCGAUAUUCGGCGAUUGUGGUAUGAACAUCAGUAGCGUUGACUCGGGCGUCAUUGAAAGUCCCCAGUAUCCCGCCAAGUACGAGGCGCCCACCAAGGGCAUGGCCUCGAAAAGUUGCAACUGGUAUGUCAGGGUCAGGCCGAAAUACAAAAUCCUACUCAAUUUCGAGAGGUUCGCCCUUGAGGGAGAACCAGUUAGUCGGGGCUGUCCAGCCGCCGUUUUGAGACUAUGGAACGACAUCUCAGGUCAACCGGUGGAGCUGUGCGGGGAAAAACCAGCCAGCGAGAAGUGGCAAUACGUUUCCGUUUCCAAUGCAAUUCGAUUCAGUUUUGUGACGGCGGACAAGGCCGUGGGAGCGGAAGGAUUCAGGGCGGUGUGGACGGAGGUGUUGGAAGGUCCAAGCUGCGACGAGUUCCAGUGCGAGCGCAGCGGCUUCUGCAUCCCGGACAAGCUGCGCUGCAACGAGGUCAACAACUGCGGCGCCGAUGAUUCCUCCGACGAGGACAAUUGCGCCGUGGAGGAACCACCGCCGGACCAUUCAAUGGUCUACGUGUGCGCCAUCGCCGCCAUCUUGAUCGUCCUCGGCACGCUCUGCAUCCUCUGCCACCGGAAACGGCGCCGGCGCCGCAUGCAACGAGGCGGCGGCGGCAACCACCACCCUCUGCAGAUACCCGUCCCGGCGGGCGCCGUCCGCCGCCCCCAGCAGUUCUGCGAGGAGCUGGGCGAACGGUUCGCCAGCGUCGACAGCGUUUGAUGUUGGCUUUUGCCCGCCGCCGCCCAACCACACACUGCCCCCGCCCGUCGCGGGCGCACAUGCCGCGGGCCGUCAGCAAUAUGCCGAAUCUACAGGGUCAUGCGCCAUCGCCGGUUGUUCUGAGUUUUGUUCUAUCGGGUUUUCUAUUGUUGUUAUUAAUUAGCUGCAACUCCGAAACCGAGUAACCGACGCGUUGUGUUGUUGCGAUUUUUAUAGCGAUACUGCCCGCGGAUCGAUGGUCGCACCCACACGAUAAUCGGAUGGUUGAUGGUGAGGUCCGUUCUGAUCUCAGUUUACAAAUUAAUUAAAUUUUGACCUGUAACAAACACAAGAAAGAAAAUCAAAGCAAAUACAGCUUCCCCUAACCUAAAAUCAAAAUUUUCUUACUUCGUACAUUGUACGUAAUUCAUAAUUAGCUUAAUAAAACUAAACAAUCGACACACAUUUAAGGGGAGAUUCAUAAAAAGGCCUCAAUAUUAUAAUAAUAUUAUUAUUAUAUUACCAAAGACAACGAAACCUCUAAAGUGCAGGAGUUCAUCAGAAUCGAUGUGUGCCACCUCACCAUUCACCAUUUAAUCAAACAAUUUGUACUGCACACGACAGAAAAAUUUGAAGUGUUCGUGUGACUUCAUUCGUUCCGCGUCACGUUCUAACGGCUCAUUCACAGGCCUACCGCGUAUGUUGUUUAAUUCUAAGGGAACGCCGCCAAAUCUCGAUGAAUUUUGGCAUAACUUUUCUAAGAUUUGUAAUUCGUAAGGAUUAAAAAAAUAAUGAGCGGGCACAAGUUUCGUCUGUUCCUCUCUUAGAUUUUAGCAAUGCCGACAUACAAUGCACAGUUUUGAGUUUGAACCAUUUGCGUUUACGAGGAUGGAACAGGACACAAGUAACUGACAAUCCAAAUUGACAAUAGGACUAUUAUGUGAAGUUUUUUAGUUUAAGGAUUGUUCGAUAGUUAAAGAUAUUUAUCAAUGUUAAGUUUUUAUUCUGUUAUCACAAACGAUUUAAUAAAAUAGACGCAGCAUCCACGAACUUUGCUCUACCAUUAAUUGGAUUCGCUUGGACAUUGAAGAAGGAAGACAAAAUAUACAACUUAUUCAUCUACAUAAAUUUAAGAAAAGCUAAUUAUAGAUGGGUAAAAAAUUCAAAAGCAAUAAUCAAAAUUUUAUUUUGUAUCCAUGUAAUGGUGAAAGAAUAUGUAACCUUUUAAGUUAAUUUCUUGUCCUUUACUAAUCUAAUAUCCAAUGAAGCGAGUGAAUCCAAAUUCCGAUGCUAAGAUGGGCGCUUAGUCACUGAGACAGGCGACGGAUUUGAGUUCUAGUCGAGUAAAAGCGAAAUAAAUGGGAAAAGUUCCUAUGGGACAGACGAAACUGGUGCCUUCGCUAUCAAUUCAGUAAAAAAAAAGGUUGGACAAUCAGUAACAAAUAUAUUGCUGGCGGUCUGGGUUGGCCGUGCUGAGUAUCCCCUCAUCCCCCCGGUUAACCUGUGGAGUCAAUAAACUGUGAAGAAGCGACACUCUUUCCGAUAAUAUUUUUAACAAUGUCGAUAAUCCAAUAUUUAAACAAUAAUAGUAAUAAAUCACGUGGUUAAUAAAAAGUAUAAAUAUAAAUGUUAGUGCGAUGUAUACGCAAGACGUAGUUAUUGUUUGUGGAGAGACAGUUCGAAUUGGUGCGGACCUAUAACACAAAUUGAACAUUAGUAAACAUUUUAAUCGGACACAAAUAUUAUAUUUUGUACGUCGAUAGAUUUUUAAAAAAAGACUUACGUUUCAUCACAAUUCGAUAUUUAUAUAUACAAAUUUGCAAUAGUAGUAGUUUUUCGCACACUAUUCGCACAAAAAAUGGAUUAAAAUAAACUAAAAAAUACAAAGGUAUAUUGAACUAUCGACGUUCAAACGGUGCUCUUGAUUUUAUUUUUACAACGAAAUAAUCCCAUCUUCCUUGGAACAAAUGGACUCUUUAAUAGCAUGGUGCACGAAUUUUAGACCCGCCAAUCCAAAAUAUCAGGGAAUUAUUUAUCGUAUCCAAUAGGCGAAGAGUUAUUCUCCAUGAUGUUGCUAAAUCUGAGUCAUCAUCUUCCAUCUUUAUAACUGCCUGAACUAAUCUAAUCCUCGGAAAUCUGCAAAAGGACGGGUCCAUCCGAAUUAAAUGCAACAGUGGAAGGGAAUGCGAAACAUAUCACAACACCACCGUGACAAAUUAGCCAAUUAUAAAUUAAUUAAAACCAAAAUUAGACCUUUAGUCCAUUGAUUGAUUUAAUUUGUGGACCCAGCGCCUGACGCUGGUUUUAAAACAAAUCACGAUAUGUGCCAUUAUACAACGAGGAUUUAGGACCGACAUGGAGAAGACAAAAUGAAAAAAAAAAUAAUUCCCAAAAGCCGAACGCUCACCGCAACGUCUAAAAUUCAUGGAUCGCAAUGUUUGAGGUGCCACGAGGAGUAACGAAGGAACGGAUAUGAAGAAUUUGGAGAAGUGCGUCACCAAAAAAAAAAAAUAUUACUGCCGUGUUGAAAUUUAACAAAAAUAUUUAAACGAGUGAAUUACGGUUUCGCGGGAACCUGCCCGUGUAUGUGUUUGUUCAAAAUAUUGUUAUUUGUAUUAAAAAAAAUUAUAAAAUUAGAGACUGACUUACUUCAACUUCGAAUAGGGUCAACUCUAGUACCGUGAUCAAGACACUCAUGCGUAUUAGUUAUCAUACGAAUUGUAUGCACUUGAUUUCAGGAAAACAGUUUUCGACAACUAUACUUUGAUGUAGUUACUUGUAUUCAGAUGUAAUUUUUCGAUAUAUGCUCAGUUAAAUUGAGUUUGACUUUUUAUUUUUGAUUGUUCUCAUCUGUGUUAGUACCAUUGUCAUUUUUGAAACUAUAGUUUAGUAUUGCUUCCAUAAGUGGGGUGAAUUGAUUGAUCUUUAAUUGCUAGAGGAAACUUUUGUACUCAGUUUAUUUUUAUAAAUUCAAUCGAAACAAAA